UUCUCUACUCUUCAGUCUGAAGAAGAUACCUUGUUCAAAUCACCCAUUCAAUCUGCUUCUACAUAUCAAAUCUGUGGAGGACGUAUUCGAUCGAAGCUCAAUGGGUAUUUCGGAUUACUCACUUUGAUCCGAUUUACCAAAUUUCAAGUCAUUGUCUGUAAAUUUGAGUUCUCCGGAUCUUGCCGUCCAGUUGUUCGAUGAUAUUCCCCUGUGAAGGAAAAUAUCAUUCCUCCCAGCUCCUUCUCCAGUUACCUGAUAAUUCCUCCUAGAAUAAGCUUGAAUUUGUCUCAAAGGAAAGGAAGUAUUUUUCUGAUGCCAAGUUGAUGAAUUUAUAGUCAAUCAGGUCUUUUGAGAAUAGGAAAUGGCAAUUCGCUUGACACAUUUGCGAAAACCCCUUGCUUAUUCUCGGUCCUGCAUCCCGUUGUCUCGGUCAAUCUCUUCUUUUGAAGCGGUUGAAAAGGCUAUAAAAUGUGCUGUUGAAACAAAGGAGUAUCUUCGAAUCCCUGACCUUGUUGUGUCACUCAAAGAGCCUUACCAAAACUCAACGUUAUUCUCUUUUCUCUCUGCUUUCCACCAUCAUCAUAGAAUCAGAGUCAUUGAUGAAAUCCUCCAAAGUUUUGUGCCUGUGAGACCACGUUCUCUGCCAAAGAUUGUCUACUCCAGCCUUCUUACUUACUGUCUUCAGAGUUCUGAUCCGCUUCCUCUGUCUUUCGCAAUCUUACAGCGCACUCUUCGUUCUGGCUGUCUUCCUAAUCCACAGACACAUCUCCUUCUGUCUGAUGCUUGGCUUGAACGGCGACGAGGAUCCCAGUCUGUUGCAGAUAUUAUUAAUGAGAUGAAACUGAUUGGAUAUAGCCCUGAUACUGGAACUUGCAAUUAUUUAGUUUCCUCUCUCUGUGCUGUUGAUAAGUUGGAUGAGGCGGUUAUAGUUGUUGAGGAAAUGAGUGCAGCUGGCUGUAUUCCUGAUGUGGAAAGUUAUGGGGCGGUGAUUAAUUCAUUGUGUUUGGCUAGAAAGACUAACGAUUUGGUGAAUAUUGUGAAAAAAAUGGUGUGCAAAGCUGGGAUUUCUCCACGGAAAGGGAUGUUGACAAAAGUAGCAUCAGCUUUGAGAGCCAACAGGGAAACUUGGAAAGCCAUUGAGAUGAUCGAGUUUGUAGAAAGUAGAGAUUACCCUGUGGAGUUUGAGAGCUAUGAGGUAGUAGUCGAGGGUUGCCUAGAGGUUAGGGAAUAUAUUUUGGCAGGGAAGAUGGUUAUGAGAAUGACUGAUAGAGGGUUCAUACCAUAUAUCAAGGUUAGGCAAAAAGUGGUCGAGCGUCUUACUAGCAUCGGUGAAUGGAAGCUUGCUUGUACUGUUAGACAAAGGCUUUCGGAACUGAAGUCCUAGGUAUUUCCUGUAGUCGUCAUCAGAUAAAUGUUACAAUUUUGUAAGAAUAGCUGUAGUUCCGAUCCUGGAAUGUGAAACUCAUACCCCAAACUUGGGAAUAUUUUUUGUUGUUUCUGAUUAGACAUAUUUUUGUUUUAUAAUAGUUCAAUUUGCCUCCAUAUCUUGUAAUUGCUGUGCGCUCCAUCUGCAAGUUUGUUGUGUCAAGUGAGCAUAAAGAGAAUGUGUUGGUAUACUGAAAUCAUUGGAAGCUGAUGCUGAAUUUUGUUUUUGCGGACUUAUGUGGAUGCUAUUUGUUGUCACUUGUUGUCAUCAGUCAUCGUAAGAAGUUUAGCUUAUAUCUUAGGUUGUGAGGAUUCUCCUUUUCCAUGAGACCCUUGUGUUUGUUCAAUAUCACUAGACUUAAUGCCAAGCCUUAAAAGAAGCAAGUUAUCAAGCAGAAUGCUUCUAGGAGAAAGUAUCAUCAACUCGUUCAAGCAAACAUCGUGUGCUUAAUUAGGCAGAUUGUCAUACAGAGAGAAUUGUCAUAUUUCUGUUAUCCAAAAGGAAAGGCUCUAAAGCUUCUGGAGAUUUGUAGACUCACUGAAAGGGAUAACUUGCGAGCAUAGCAAUACCACAUUUACCUGUCUGUUCACUUAAACCGCGCUCCAUCCGUACGUAGCCUUCUUCACCCCAGCCCGUUCCCCAUGAAUUCUUUACGAUCCAGUACUUUUGAUCGCCUUCUGCUCCAUAUCCAACAACAGUCACUCCAUGGUUGAGAUUUGUUCCACAGUAGCUUGUGAAAACACCAGAACUGUAGAGCUGAAAGAUAAAUCCACCAGCGUCUAUUCCAACCGAUACUGGCUGUUGAGCUGCAGCUAUUUGUAGGCUCGCCUCGUUCUGGGCUACCUUUUUGAAACCUUGUAUCGUAACCACCUUAUUUUUGGUUUUUUCUUGGUCGCAGGUACCCUCUAUGCCUGUGUAUGGAUAGUCGGUCUCGGUGACGAGUCCACCAUUGGUUUUGAUGUAUUCGAAUGCUGUUUCCAUUAAUCCACCGCUACAGCCUUUGUUCUGCCACUGCAGAGAAUGCCCAGCAACCUCCUGCAUCAAGAAAAAGAAAACGCAAUCAGGAGUCACAGCACCUUGUUUCCUCCAGUCCACAGCAGCCGGCACAUCGCCUGUUGGGUCACAAACCGGCCUCUCUUUCCUGUGUAACCUCGAGGAAGACGUGUUCAAACCGAGAAAAUGGGCCUUAAACUCAGAAUUGGUCAUGUCCGCGAAUCUGUUAUCCGUUAACUUAAAGGGCAAGUGGAGGGAGUUGAUGUAGUCAAUCAACUGGACGUUAGACUGGUAUAUCCCAAACCGUAGCAUCCACUCAUCUCUUCCUCCAUAUAGUUUGCUGUGGGUUUUAAGCCAAUUCUCAAACCGCUGCUUCAAGGUUUUGUGCGGGUCAUACAUAGAGGAAUUGACGGAACAUAGUCUUGAAGCUAUCAAGACAAAGCAAAUCGAAACGACCAAGGUCAGGUUUUGUGUUUUGUUGCAGUUCCAGUGGGACAAGUUUCCUUCUGUCUGAUUCUUAACAAUAUGCAGAUACGUAGCAUACUCGCUGUAAAACUAGUGCUGGUUUGGUUUCUCUGAAAAUUGUUGACAAUUCUGGAGCUAUGGAAAAGCAUGUGACGAAGAAAUUAGAGUCUUCCAGGAUCAAGUUCAUGACUGUCAGAAACCCUGUUGAGAAACUUUUCUCAGAUGUGGUUCAAGACUUGCUUGCUGAAGCCUCUUUAGGUUCUGGAAAACCAUUUUGGUUCCGAAAAUGUAAAACGAGGAUGAUGCUUGGGGUUGCCAUGCCGAUCUUUAUAAUCUGUUUACUUCUCUGAGACAGUAUGUCAUGUCAGUCCAUUGCAGAUGACCGAAACUUGAGUCGCAGACAAAUCUUUGAGAAUGAAGAGCUUUCCGAUGUCACAAGUGCCCAUGUACAAAAACUCUUGAAAGGUUCAUUUACAGAGGGAGUGUCGCAAAAUGAAGAUACUGGUCGUAAGGGGUGGUUGAUUCUAUUUGAUUAUUUGAAGUACGGUCUACAUAUUGAACAACCUGUUCUGGCAAGCGUAUCAGUGGGAUUUGAUGGUUACAUCUGCUUGUGAGAAAUUUAGCUUCAGGUUUGGCAUUGAUGCGAGAUGAUAAAAUCUUGACGAACAAGGCAGAGUAGAGAACAUGAAUACAAAGAAACUCACCGGUCAAGUGGCUGAGCAUAAUCCCCUGCUUCGGUUCUGGAUAGACGUUUCUGGUUUGGUUAAACCGAAAUCAUAUUGGACAGGCCAGAGGGAAAUUGUCUUUGAUUAAUUUGAUAUUUGAUGUAACUAACAAAACAUGUUUUAAGCGUUGGUUAACCGUUGAAACUGAUGUUAAUACUAUAAAUUGUUA
Messenger RNA from Camelina sativa (false flax), 3778 nucleotides. RefSeq names its product pentatricopeptide repeat-containing protein At1g06270. Gene Ontology annotation, molecular function: protein binding. The record is from RefSeq and is a predicted model, not a curated record. NCBI's taxonomy places the organism in Eukaryota, Viridiplantae, Streptophyta, Magnoliopsida, Brassicales, Brassicaceae.